Aplysia californica (California sea hare) is the source of this 7008-nucleotide messenger RNA. RefSeq names its product dynein heavy chain 6, axonemal. Lineage: Eukaryota; Metazoa; Mollusca; Gastropoda; Aplysiida; Aplysiidae. Gene Ontology annotation, biological process: microtubule-based movement. Gene Ontology annotation, molecular function: ATP binding; minus-end-directed microtubule motor activity; dynein intermediate chain binding. The record is from RefSeq and is a predicted model, not a curated record. Gene Ontology annotation, cellular component: dynein complex.
GGCGUACUUAUUAGAGUGAGGAAGAACCACUCAGAGAAAAAGAACGCUUAUGUUUAUUGCCAAUAACUUUGAUUCAGAAAUGGCCGAGAGUAAAGAGAACAGCGACGACCUGCCCAAGGUGAAGCUCCCUCCCAUCAAACUGCCGGGCCAGAGACAGGAGAUGAGCAAGGAGGAGCGACUAAAGGCCAGACUCUACUCCUACGCGCCCCUCAAGGCUCCGGUCAACCCGCGCGCCCUCAAGUUCAAGGGCGUGACCCAGUGCCAGGCCCGGAGACGAGGACGUGGCCCAGGCUGACAAGACAGAGGUCAUCAAAGGUCGAGGUCGGAGUAAGAUGGGCAAAGUUCACGCCCCUGAGGCCACGCCGGGCAGUGACUGCAGCAUUAAGUGGUGGUAGAGUUCAAGGACGUUCUGGCCAAAGACUACGUGACCAUCAGCUACGUGUGUGCCACCAGGCUGCGGGAGGGCAUGAGGAUGGAGCACAUGACGCUGGACCAGUGGACCAGGGAGGUGGAAUACUUCAGGACGCUGCACCAGACGCUGAGGCCGGCCAUCUUGAACGUUGUCCAGCUGUGUCUGGCCACCAAGGAGAUGGAACUGUUUGUCAUCAACGAGCAAAAGCCGCACAGCCUGGAGAAGUUCCAGACCUGUCUGUACGACAACCUCGACUUGGUGAGCACCAAGCUGGAAGCGUUCCGUCAUCUGGUGGGAGAGACAGCUCACUCGGCGUGUUCCACGUGCCUCAUAGAGGCCGGCUUUAUCCCGGACGACGAGUCCUUGCUGCUGACGACUACCUGCCCUACAUCCCUAUGCUGACCACAGAGCUGUCAAUGAGCACGGACGAGAUCAUCUUUUGGCCGGACCAGAACUGCUUUAUCAAAGCGGUUCUCGCGCUGGUCAGUGACUGGCAGACGAUGGUCAAAACAGUGGACAACCUCACCCCGGACUCUAUGUUUGACGCCUUCACCAGCCCAAUCAUCAACAACAAACAGGAAGAGAAGACGUGCGGUGACGGGCCCAGCCUCCGGGUGGUUCUCAACAACGACGAGCGGCUACAGACGGAGAUCAGUGACGUCACGGUGAAUAUAGACAAGGCGUUCGACCUAGCGUUGUGUUACUCCGCCACCCUGGACAAGCAUCGGGUUUUCUACGCCAAAGACAUCUUCUUUGAAAUCACAGAGCUUCGAGACCCCAAAAAUCCCAUUACCCAAGAAGAUCCGACGUUCUUCAUAGAGCUGCUGUACAAACUACACCAGGAGUACCGUAUGGCGAUCAGUAUACCAGACCGGUUCCCCGUCGGGGUGCUGCUCAUAGACGCUGUCAACAUGAAGGCUCAGCUCAUCCCAGCUCCCAUCCGGUGUCUCAAGCAAAUCCACGACCUCCUCCCUGUGAUCGCCCGUCGUGGCAUGGACAAAGUCCUAGCGGUGAUCCAGGACGCCCAGACCCGCCUCGAGUACCAGCCGACCUCCACCAACGAGUACGUAACCUCGCUACGGUUCCUCGACGACUUCCAAGUGGUGAUUGAAAGUUUCGAGCUGAAAGCUAUCGUGAUCAAAGACAUCUACAAAAUGAUGAACAAGUUUCAAGUGGGCGUACACCCUGAGGACACGAUGGUGUUUCAAUCUCUCGAGCCCAGCAUCUACAAUGCCAAGAACACCAUAGACCGUUGCCUCUCAGCUAGGGACUCGGUCAUAGAGAAGUUCAACAGGUGCGCCGAUAAAGACAUCACCGAAUACUUCGCCGAGGUCAAGGCCGUCGUGGAAAAGAUGCAGAACCCGAUGUUGCUGGACCCCGGCUCUGACAAGAAGAAUGUCCGGGAGUACCUGGACGACCUGCUAGACACCAUGCAGGAGAUUCAGAACAAGGCCAAGAUACUGCGGGACCAGCAGAAGGAGCUCAAGGUGGAGGUGACCAAGUUUGAGUACCUGGAGGACUCCUACUCUGAACUCAAGCUCCGGGACACUCUGUGGUCGUCUAUUGACGAGUUUGACAGCAUCGUGCAUGACUGGAUGGAGAUGCCGUUUGAGAACAUAGACCCAGAAGAGGUUACCAUGACGACGCUCAAGUUUCUGAAGACGGCCAUGACCUUGGAGAAAGGACUUCCUCCCAACGCAGUGGUCAACAUGCUCAAGACUAAAGUGGACGCCAUGAAGGACCGGGACCUCAUCCAAGACGUGCUCAACUACACGUUUGACCCCAAGAAGGAGGUGCUCAACCUGAGACUGCUGGUGGAGAUCAAAGCUUUCGACAAGGCCGAGGAGAUGCAGGAGAUCUCGGGCAUGGCUUCCUCGCAGGCCGCCCUAGAGGCCAUACUGAAAAAGAUAGAGGACUCGUGGCGGUCCGUAGAGUUCCAGGUGCUCCACUUCAAGGACUCCAAGGACGUGUUCAUCCUGGGCAACACGGACGACAUCCAGCAGCUGGUGGACGACAGCAGCAUCAACGUGCAGACCAUCCUCUCCUCCAGGCACGUGGGCCCCAUCAAGGCCAAGGUCGACGAGUGGGGGGACAACCUGGCGCUCUUCAACAAGACUCUGGGCCUCAAAGCCCGCGGGAACGUGGAGGACUGGCUGGGCAAGGUGGAGGAGGCCAUGUUUGGCAGUCUGCGGAGACUGUGCAAGAAGGCCAUCAAAGACUUUCAGGACAUGAAACUUGUUCAGUGGAUUCUGGCAAACGCGUCACAGGUGGUUCUGACAAUCAGUCAAAUGAUGUGGACGACAGAUGUGACCAAGAUACUGUCAGAGAAAAAAACAGCUGCUGCUGGGAUGAGGAGCUUUGAACAAAAAAGCGUUACUACCACCAAGGACCUGGCCAAAGCGCUGGCCAAACAGUGUGUGGUCUUCAACUGUUCGGAUGGACUGGACUACAAGAUGAUGGGCGGGUUUUUCUCUGGACUGGCCCAGUCGGGCGCGUGGUGUUGUUUUGACGAGUUCAACAGGAUCAACAUUGAGGUGCUCUCUGUCAUCGCUCAACAGCUCAUCACCAUACGGAACGCCAAAGCUCAGAAGCUGUCACGGUUCAUGUUCGAGGGUCGUGAGAUCAAGCUAGUGUCCACCUGUGCAGCCUUCAUCACCAUGAACCCUGGCUACGCCGGCCGCACCGAGCUGCCGGACAACCUACAGGCGCUGUUCAGACCCAUCUCCAUGAUGGUGCCAGACUACGGCCUGAUCGCUGAAGUGAUUCUCUACUCUGAGGGAUUCGAGUCGUCUAAAACCCUGGCCAAGAAAAUGGUUCAGAUGUACAAACUGUGCAGUGAGCAACUCUCCCAGCAAGAUCACUACGACUUUGGCAUGAGAGCCGUGAAGUCGGUGCUGGUGAUGGCGGGCUCCCUCAAGCGACAAAACCCGGACAAAUCGGAGGACGUGGUGCUGAUCAGGGCGCUAAGGGACAGCAACCUGCCCAAGUUCCUCACUAACGACGCCAGACUCUUCCAGGUGUGUGAGAGAGAGAGAGAGAGAGAGAGACCAUCCCAAUGUGCUCAUCUUUUAUCCACACAUGUAUUCAUUUCGUUUCUUUCCCUCCCCACGGAUCAGUCUGUGGUCGCCCGAGACCUCCUGGACCGUAUCUCUGAGCGCCUCAACUAUGUGCCUAUCUACAUCAAUUUCUCGGCGCAGACCAGCAGCAACAGGACGCAGGAGAUGAUUGAAGGGAAGCUGGAAAAACGACGGAAGAAUAUCAUUGGAGCUCCAAAGGGAAAGAGGGUGAUUAUUUUCAUCGACGACCUGAACAUGCCAAAACUGGACACCUACGGCUCCCAGCCGCCCAUAGAACUGUUACGUCAAUACCUGGACUUUGGCGGUCUCUACGACAGAGAGUUCAUGACCUGGAAAGACAUCCAGGAUGUGACGUUGUCCGCGGCGUGUUCCCCGCCGGGAGGGGGGCGUAACCCCGUGUCUGCCCGGCUGUUCCGUCACUUCAGCAUGCUGUGCAUCCCGCCGCCCACGGAACAGAGCCUCAAGCUUAUGUUUAUUGCAAUUAUCGGCGGUUUCUUCCUGGACUUCCCGCGAAACAUUCGCACCCUGGCCGAGCCACUGGUCAACGCCUCCGUGGAGCUGUACUUCCGGCUGAGCACUGACCUCCUGCCCACUCCGGCCAAGUCCCACUAUGUCUUCAACCUGAGAGAUCUGUCCAAAGUCGUGCAAGGCGUUCUUCAGGCAGACUCGGGCAUCUACAGAGACAAGAAGAGCAUCAUUCGCCUGUACAUCCACGAGACACAGCGAGUCUUUCAUGACAGGCUCAUCAACAACGAGGACAAACUCUUCUUUCACUCCAUCAUGGCUGAGAUGGUCUCCAAGCACCUCGGCGAGUCUUUCGAGCCCAGCUCUUUCGUGACGUCACCAAUCCUGUUCGGGAAUUUCCUGAAGCAAGACGCGGAGCCGGAAGACAGAUACUAUGAGGAGUUUACAGACAUGGCAAAGUUGAAGAACGUGCUAGGAGAUACUGUCGGCCCACAUAUGCAGCUACCAGUGUUUCCAGAUUGAGCUGAGCCGGGGCUACGACUACAGCUCCUUCCACGACGACCUGAAGAAACUCUACGACUCGGCCGGCGGCAGGAACGAGCAGACGGUGUUUCUCUUCACGGACACACAGAUCGUGGUGGAGGAGUUUCUGGAGGACAUCAACAACAUCCUCAACUCGGGCGAGGUCCCCAACCUGUUUGAGCCGGACGAGUACGAGAAGCUCAUCAUAGCGUGCAGGCCGGGGGCGAAGGAAGUGGGCAUUCCCGAGGGCAACAGAGACGCCAUCUACGACUUCUGUAUACAGAGGGUCCGAAACAAUUUACACAUCGUGCUGUGCAUGUCGCCGGUGGGUUCUGCGUUCCGUUCCCGGUGCCGAAUGUUCCCGUCCCUGGUCAACUGCUGCACCAUAGACUGGUACAUCGAGUGGCCCCGGGAGGCGCUGCUGGGAGUGGCACAGACCUUCUUCAAACCCGUCGACCUGGGUUGUUCGGACGAGGUCAAGAACGGACUGGGCCAGCUGUAAAGGCAUGCUGGGAGACAGUAACUUCCUCAAGCGGCUCGCCGAGUACGACAAGGACAACAUCCCGGAGGCCAAACUGAAGAAGCUCAAGAAGUACAUCGCUAACCCAAAAUUUCACCCGGAGGUCGUGGAGAAAGUAUCAAAGGCGUGUAAAUCCAUGGUCAUGUGGGUUCGUGCGAUGGAUCUCUACUCGGCUGUCUUUAAGACUGUGGAACCAAAGAGAAUCAAGUCGGUGGCAGAGCGAGGAUCUGUCAUGUACUUUGUGGUGUCUGACAUGGGAGAAGUGGACCCCAUGUACCAGUUCUCGCUCAAGUACUUUAAACAGCUGUUCAACAAGACGAUCGAGAACAGCGAGAAGUCGGAGGACCUGCCCACGAGACUUCAGACCUGUCUGGACGAGACUACCAUCUGUAUCUACGAGAACGUCCAAGCCAACCCCACGGACGUGAGCUACCCUCACCCCGAGCCGCCCACAUACACGCCGGGACAGACCAGCUCUGCGGACGAGGUCAACGGGAACUGGGACCUGCGGCUCGGGGACUUUGAGAAACUCAUGUUUGUGAAGAUAUUUAAGGAAGAGAAGACAACAUUCGCAGUGACAGAGUUUGUGUCUGUGAAGCUAUUUUCUCAAGGUACCUGUCUCUGUGGUGUAGCAGUUAUGCUCCUCGUCGUUUUGGCACGCUGGAGACCAGAGUUUGAUUCUCAAAACUGCCACCUGGCGGCCUCCUGGAUGUUGAAGAUGGAGAACCUGGUGAAAAACCUCCAGGAGCACCCGUCCCACAUCGACGACAACUUCCGGCUGUUCCUCUCUUCCAUGCCCGCCAAACACUUCCCCGUCAGCGUCCUGCAGAACAGUGUCAAGGUCACCAACGAACCUCCGAAAGGAAUCCGAGCCAAUCUGCGAAGGGCGUUUUCAGAAAUGACGCCCGCCUUCUUCGAAACACAUUCCCUGGGGCAGGAUUGGCGCCGGAUCAUUUUCGGCAUCUGUUUCUUCCACGCGGUCAUUCUGGAGAGGAAAAAGUUCGGCCCUCUAGGAUGGAACAUCACAUACGCGUUCAGCGACAGUGACCGAGAGUGCGCCCUGCUCAACCUGGAGAUGUUCUGUAAGGAGGGACGCAUUCCUUGGGACACCUUGAUCUACAUCACAGGCGAGGUGGGUGGUGCUGGUUCUGCGUCAGUACGAGUGAACGCUCUAGGCUUGUUGAGUGAGGUUGCUGAAAGCAUAUACUACGCCCCUCACUCCAAGACCUUACAGCAGUGCCUCAAGUAUAUCGAGACGCUCCCAAUCAUCGAUGAACCGGAGAUCUUUGGCAUGCACGAGAACGCCAACAUUGCCUUUCAGAUGAACGAGACACACGCCUUGUUGAACACGAUUCUGGAGGUCCAGCCCCGGAUGUCCACGGGGGAAGGGGGCGUGUCUAACGACGAGAUCGCCUACGACCAGGCGGAAGACAUUCUGGGCCGAGUGGUGGAGAAGCUGGACAUAGAGGAGGCCAGUGAGGCCAUGUUUGUGAUCACUGGAGCAACUGAAGAAAGCCAUCAAAGGUUUUGUGGUCAUGAGUGAAGAACUGGAGAUGAUAUACAUCGCCUUUCUCAACAAUCAGGUGCCCAAAAUGUGGGAGGCGGCCGCAUACCCGUCCCUCAAACCGCUGGCCUCGUGGGUGAAAGAUCUGAUCCUGAGAUGCGCCUUCGUCCACAGCUGGAUACUGUUUGGUCCGCCAAAGUCCUUCUGGCUCUCGGGCUUUUUCUUCCCACAAGGUCAUAUGAGCGCCAACCUCAAGCUGAAGUCCCCAGAAGACGGAGUCCUGGUGCACGGACUGUUCAUGGACGGGUUCGCCUGGGACUGGGACAACAUGGAGUGUGCGGACGCCGUCAAAGGACAGAUGAACUCCAGUUUGCCCGUGAUGCAGAUGGACCCCCAGAUGGACUAUGAGCCAGAGGAUACUCUCUACUCUGCUCCGCUCUACAAGACUGGGGCACGGGCUGGUGUUCUGUCUACCACUGGUACGUUGUGUGUGUAUGUGUGUGUGUGA